UUUGACAACAGACCCCGCUCCGUCUGAACGCAAUGUGUUGUGAUAAACCUUCGCUACCUCAGUAGUGUUUUCAUAAGCGUAAUCCCAUAUAGUUUACUAUUGAUUGUGGUGACCUUUCUUAUCACUCCGAAAAACAGCAGGCGGUGUGCUGAUUAAAUCGAAAAUUGUUUAUGUGUGCUGCAAUUUCGUGUAGCAAACACAGUAGGCUUGCUGGGGGAAAGUAACAAAUACAGCAAUCGUUUCACACCAAGCACACUAUCUUGCAUGGUGAGAAGUUCGUUUGCCGGCUUGAUAAGCGAGAUUUUCAACUCCCCGUAGUUGAGUUGUUGAUUGCGAAGAGCUAAGCUGAUUCAGUAGAGCGAACAUAUCCAUCGAGACCAGUACACAUCUCUCUGUCCCGGGUUGAGUAGGAGCCACCGCUGCAUUUCAGUGUCGAAAAUGGUGUUAUGUCAUAUCCGUACCUCUCUGCGGCUUGGCCAGCUGGUCAGUGUAUCCAUCAAGUCACACCACGGAUAUCAGUGGCGGUUUCUAAGCACCACUAGUUCGCUGUUGAAAGAGAGGUUAUAUACUGAUAAACACGAGUGGGUCUCCGUCGACGGUGAAGUUGGAACGGUUGGCAUUUCGAACUUUGCACAGGAAGCUCUCGGUGAUGUAGUAUUCGCACAGCUCCCGGACGUUGGAACCAAGCUAUCGCAAAAGGACGAAUGUGGAGCACUGGAAAGUGUGAAAGCAGCCAGUGAAGUCUACUCCCCUGUUUCCGGAGUGGUUACGGAGAAGAACUCCGCGGUCGAGGAAACACCCGGAUUGGUAAACUCAUCGUGUUACGAAAAUGGUUGGCUGUUCAAACUGAAAUUGACGAAAACGGAAGAAUUAACAAAACUGAUGAACGAACAGCAGUAUGCGGAUUUCCUCAAGAGCGACGGCCAUUAAGUUCAGUUUCUAUCGGAUCGGAGCUAAAUAGAUGCCCUCGAACAAAAAGGGCAAAGAUCGUCUGUUGAUACCGAGCAGCUAAUCAAUCGUUGCCAUCAUCUAUGCAUUAGUAACUAGUUGCUACGCCUGAUUAGUCCUAUGUUGAUCGAAUGUUUGUAAGUUAUAAAUUAAAAAAUAUUUUAAAUACGAA
Molecule: messenger RNA, 1120 nt
Organism: Aedes aegypti (yellow fever mosquito)
Lineage: Eukaryota; Metazoa; Arthropoda; Insecta; Diptera; Culicidae
Gene: ppl
Product: glycine cleavage system H protein, mitochondrial
Exons: 4
Coding region: 439-930 (163 amino acids)
Biological process (GO): glycine decarboxylation via glycine cleavage system; protein lipoylation
Cellular component (GO): cytoplasm; mitochondrion; glycine cleavage complex
Source: RefSeq, a predicted model, not a curated record